CCCAGCUAUCCAUGUGCCGGAAGUGGCGUAACCGGAAAAAGCCCCAAAAAUUCUAUGGCGGUGUUUUCCAUUGUGACUUCGCUAAUCGCUAAUGCGGUAUCUAAGCGAAGAUUUUUGUUUUUCGUAGUGGUAUGAUUGGUAGAUAUGACUCAACAGCACAAAGUCUGUCAGCUAUAGCCAAAGUACAAACACAUCAAGCCAUAUUCAGGAGUGAUGGAUGACACACAGGAAAGCUCGGACUCAGAGGCCGUUGGUCCUCUGUACAGUUUCCGGAUGGAGCCAAACACUCCGGACUCCCUGAACAACGCCUGUCUGUUGAAUGAGAGCGACUACCUGUUAGAAGACCCUGGACUCUCCCAUGAAUUCUCCUCCACUUUUGUUCCAGAGACCCCUAGCCCACUGACUCACACAAGAAAACGACAUUCCCAAAAAGAUGACGACAAAAGUGUGGCAGCAUCGUCCUGUUCGGAUGGGAAGAAAUGGGAAAGACGAGAACACAUUCCAGGAUACCUCAGCACCACUCCAAGCUCCCAAAGAAAAAUGAAGCGGCGCAGACUGGAGGACUCAAAUGCAAGUGCACUGCGUGGAUACUCCGGCUUUACGCCGGGAGCAAAUGGAUUUGUAACGGCCUCGUCUCUUCUACCCUCUGAUUUUACAUGGUUGGAAUCUCCACGUCCAGCAACCUCCUCCGCUUCUCAGGUUUCUGCAUCUUGCAAGCCUUCAUCCUCAGCUGGGUCUUCCACAUGUGCACUGGAUCAAACUAGCGAUCCAGUGUAUUUAACCGAGCUGCUAGUGACGGGUCGCACCUCUAAGCAAAAGACACUAAACACAAGCAAUGGAAGGGAACAGAGACCCAAAAAGAGCAUCAAUAGCAAGACCAGAUCUAAAGCCUCUAAAAGUACAACAGCACACUCCCCUUUACUCGCCAUAGAGGAUGACGCUUUACUGCUGGAUGCAGCAAAGAGAAUGCAAGGACCAUCAAGUUCACCUGUAUGUCCGAUACCAGAAGAUAUUGUCAUCAUAGAGGAUGACGCUGAUGAUGUAGCAGUUGAGAGCAUGGUCCGCUCUGUUCAGAUGGCUGAGGAUGAGGCGUAUGCCAGAAGCCUUCAGGAACAGUUUGAUAUGGAGGAGCGGAUGGAGCAGCAGAGGCAACAGAGCAGUAGAAACCACCACAACCAUAUGGUUGAUCCCUAUGUUGGCUUGGGCUGGAUCUCUCCUUGGGCCUCAUUGAUGAACUCGGCAUCAUUCUCACACGGACCCUCCGAGCUUUCAGAGCUACAGCAGGCCAUCUUUGGAGAGCAACCCCGCAGACAACAGGGACGCCGGCAAACCAGCAGAACACAUAAUUCCCGGCGCAGACAGCCUCGCUUAGAAACAGACUUAUUUGAUGACAGCCAAGGAAAUAAUUAUGAGGCUCUUUUAGCUUUCGAGGAGCAACAAGGUGCUGUAGUAUCCAAGAACACUCUGACUAAGGCCGAGAUCGAACGGCUGCCCGUAAAAACCUACAAUCCCGCACACAGUGCAGGAAAGACAGACUGCCAGAUCUGUUUCAGCGAGUACAAGGCGGGUGAACGACUCAGGAUGCUUCCAUGUCUCCACGAUUACCACGUGAAAUGCAUCGACCGCUGGCUAAAGGAAAACGCCACCUGUCCCAUCUGCAGAGCGGAUAUAUCAGAAUGUGGUGGUUUUUCUUGAGCGCACACAACUUCAGGACUCAGUAUCUACCUCACAGCUGGUCAUGUGACUCCCUAUUUGUCUUUUAAACAGUCUUAUUUUGAGUGUUAUUUAACGCUUUUUAAAUGCAUAAUAUUGUCUGAUGUUCAAACCAGCAUAAGGCACUGCCAAGCAACUGUAUUAUUUAGAAAGAUCCUUCUAAAACAUAUCAGAUGUGAAUUUAACACCAGUGGCAACAAAUCGACAUUGUUAGCAAUAGCGAAACUUGCAUUUAUGAUUUUCAAAUAAAAUCACUUUCUAUACA
Ctenopharyngodon idella (grass carp) is the source of this 1978-nucleotide messenger RNA. RefSeq lists its product as uncharacterized. The transcript has 11 exons. Lineage: Eukaryota; Metazoa; Chordata; Actinopteri; Cypriniformes; Xenocyprididae. The record is from RefSeq and is a predicted model, not a curated record. Bases 214 to 1695 code for a protein of 493 amino acids.